GAGGAGAACCAGUUCCACUCUUUGUUUCCCAACCCACCGCCAUUCUGGAAGAGCUUCACGGCUGAGAACCUCGCGCGGCUCGAUGAGAUUAAGAAGGGUGCUCAAGGGGGUGCUCAGGAUGGCAAUGCAGAUAUGUCUACAAUACAAAAUGCCGCCACAGAAACAUCUACGACCCAGCUCUCCGCCGCUCAGCUCCUUACCCUCCCAGCCGAACUCCGGUACCUUGUCCCGCCCGCGCCGCCCGCAGAAGACAGCGAGUACCGCGUCUUCAACAUCCCCACCCGGAUCCGCGGCAUGGACCUGUUUCAAAAGAACCUCGAGUCCAUGAAGCGCGACAUGGAACAAACCGGGCUAUUCCCUGGGUGGGAAUACGAGCAGCUGUUCCCCUCGCGACCUCCCUCCUCCGACAACGGGGCUUCAGAAUGGACGCUGGACAGGCAGCAAUAUCUACUACGCUUCCUCCGCUCGAUCCUGCUCAACUUCCUCGAACUCCUGGGCAUCCUGGCUACGAAUCCCGCGUCCGACGACGGCGAGCAGAAGAUGAAGGAUAUCUUGACGCUGGUCGCGAAUGUGCAUGCGCUGGUCAACGAGUACCGGCCGCAUCAGGCGCGGGAGACGCUGAUCCUCAUGAUGCAGGAUCAGGUCGAGAGGAAGAAGGCGGAGAUUGAGGCGGUGAGGCAGGUCAAGGGGAAGGUGGCGGCGGCUUUGGCGGAGCUGGAGAGGAGUGCGCCUGGGAGGGAAGCUGGGGUUCUGCGGGAAGAUGAGGUGGUUGUUGAGCCGGAGGAGAAGAGGCGCGAGAUGCAGCGGCGAAUGUGGUAUGCGAUGGAUGAAUUGCUG
Messenger RNA from Westerdykella ornata, 837 nucleotides. RefSeq lists its product as uncharacterized. The transcript has a single exon. Gene Ontology annotation, biological process: regulation of transcription by RNA polymerase II. NCBI's taxonomy places the organism in Eukaryota, Fungi, Ascomycota, Dothideomycetes, Pleosporales, Sporormiaceae. The annotation marks the transcript as partial. Gene Ontology annotation, molecular function: transcription coregulator activity. Gene Ontology annotation, cellular component: mediator complex; core mediator complex. The record is from RefSeq and is a predicted model, not a curated record.